AUGGCUGCAGCCACAGCUUCCCUAUUCUCAUUCCCCACUUCGGGAAAUGCACUCACAAACCUCAAAGUAAAGAGCUAUGACAACGAUCCAGCGCUCCCGCCACCCAGAAAGGCUGCUCGCCGCGAUUCCGGCUCGUCACCCCGCAAGCCUCGGUCAUCCACCACGGGCUCUGGUCGCAUCUUCUUCAUCCCUAUCGACCUAACACUCCGAAAAGCUCCCCAAGCGUCAUCCCAAACAUCCCUCAUGACCCUCGUUGAAAAGUUUAUACGGUCUUCACUUUUGCCAGACGGAGGAAUACCAAUUGAAACAUCUUUCCAAGGGGUAUUCGAUGCGUGCAAAGUACUUGUCCUCCAGUCGAAUCAGGGACACGCUCUGGAAAGAAUUUUGGACGUCAGUCUGAAGAACUGUUCAGUGGCAAUUAUGAAAGAGUUAAAGAGUUCCGAUAUCCCUCUUCCCGCAUGGAUGACCAAGCUCAACGAUCGAUGGUCGUGGUGGCUUCGUCGCAUCAGAGUAUUGCGUUCUGCUCUUGUCUACCUGGAUGUCGCCUACCUGGCAACAAAUGAGGACAAGUUGACCAUUCAGGAUGCUGCAUUUCAUCGUUUUGAAGACACCGUAGUCGCAAGCACGACAGUCACGCUCAAGUUGGAAGCAGCCUUGAAACGAUGGUCUGAGCAGAGACGGGCGGGAGAGAAUACCGAAGACUAUGACGAUCAAUUAAGGCUGGUCGUGGAUUGCAUGAGUACCCUGGGCUGCUACGACGACCAGGUGCACCAACCAUACCUGCGAUUCACAUCCGACCACUAUACCAAAAAGAGUCAGAUGGCACCAGAGACAAACGCAAAGGAUUACCUGUUGAUGUGCAUCCAAGACAUCUCCGAUGAGGAGCGUCGAGGAGCAGAUAUCCUUCGUGAAGAAACGCGGCGUGACGCAAGUGUCACUGCGCUUUCCGGUCUUGCCAUGGAACAUAUGGAUUAUCUCGCAAAAGAUGGCCUUGCGGAGAUCAUUACCUCCCGAAAUAAGACACUGUUCCAUCAACUGUACAACUUGAUCGGACGCCUCACUUCCGUUUCGACGACUUGGAAGACUUCGCCAUCCGACGCAUUGCUUGCUCACUACAGAAAUGAUGUGUUUGAACGAGUGAAAGGAACCAUCCUUGACACUGCCAACGAGUCGUCAAUGGUUGAGAAUCUUUUGGAACUCAAGGAAUUUCUCGACGAAUGUCUAUCCGCAGACUAUAUUGACGAUGCACAACAAAAUGACCGCAAAUUUACCCAUGCGACCUCAGAGGCGUUCGAGCGGGGGUUUUCAACUAGAAAGAUUAAGCCGGCCGAGCUCAUUGCCAAACACGUCGAUUCACUUAUGCGGCGAGGUCAAAAGGCUGCCUCAGACCAAGAGUUUUUCGCCCAACUCAAACGUGAUGCCGUUUACUUACCGACUAUUCCAGACAAGGAUGUCUUUAGGGCGUUUUACACACGCGCGCUGGCCAAACGUUUAUUGCUAGGCCGUAGCGCAUCGGAUGAUUUCGAGAAGCAAGUCUUAGCUGAACUCUCUAAAUCUUAUGAUGCAGCAUUCUCGGAUAUGACACAAAUGUUCAACGACUUGGCAAUCUCCAAGGAUUUGAUGGAGACAUAUAGGAACACCAAAGACCAAGAACCCGCGCGACCCGACCCUUCGCUCACGGUAAUGGUACUCCAGCAUUCAGUAUGGCCAGUUAUCCGAAAAGUGUCAAAGUUGGAUGCGCCAGUUGAACUGCGACUUCCUUCACAGAUGGAACAUGCGCUCAACGACUUCAUAGCAUUUUACAAGACUCAGCACAGCAAUCGAAAGCUCACCUGGGCGCACUAUCUUGGCACGGCAACGCUGGUGGCACGCUUCCCGAGUGGCAAAAAAGAGUUAUCUGUCAGUUUGUAUCAGGCCGCUGUGCUCCUCUUAUUCAGUGAGCGUGAUGAUUGGUCCACGGAGGAAAUUCAUGGUCGUUUGGGCCUUGCUCUGCCGGAUCUGACGCCCACUUUGCAAUCGCUUGCACUCGGUCGCAAGCUCGUCCUGCGUCGUACACAACCUAGACAGGGAAAAGACGUCCGCAUGGAUGACCGGUUCUCGUUCAACGAAGACUUUACAGAUACCAAAGUGAAGCUACAUAUCAACACGAUUCAGCAAAAUGACACAAUGGAAGAGACGCAACAGGCAGUCAAAGUCAUUGACCAGUACCGCGAGGCGUCGCUCGAUGCGGCUAUUGUGCGUAUCAUGAAGGCUGCCAAGACGAUGAAGCACCAGCAACUGGUCAAUGAGACCAUUGACGCGGUGUCCAAGCACUUCCGACCCGAAGUCAAGGCAAUCAAAGAGCGAAUCGACAGUCUGAUCGAGCGCGAAUUUCUGCAACGCAAUGAAGAUACCGGCGGGAGCAAUAAAUUAAGAGAUACGUAUUCGUAUCUCGCCUGA
Serendipita indica DSM 11827 is the source of this 2439-nucleotide messenger RNA. NCBI's taxonomy places the organism in Eukaryota, Fungi, Basidiomycota, Agaricomycetes, Sebacinales, Serendipitaceae. The record is from the annotation of a GenBank genome assembly.